AUGACUGGCCAGAGACUUCCACUCGAGCUCGUCGCACGCAUCCUCCGCCUCGCCGCUCCGCCCCGCACCCUCUCUAGCCUCGGCGAACACACCCGCCCCUUCAAGCGCCUCUCCCUCGUCCAUCGUUCUUGGACGAGGCUCGCGCAGCGUGAGUUACGUCGACACGUCUGUCUCGACUUUGCAGAGGGCGGCGGAACCUGCAGCGCUUCGGAGGUGAUCCGGUCGGCCGACUUCCGUGCGGGCAUCGAACGCCUCGACAUCUCGACUGGACUGUACGAGGACAUGCGAUUCUACACCUCAACGAUACUGGCGCUAGGAUCGAGUCCGAUUCUGGUGGAGCUGGGCUUCUGGAGGUCGAGGGAGAAGUUGCAGCGGAACACGUGCCGAGAGCUUGGAUGGUACUUUGAACGCACCCGCUCUGCUCCCUCCCCUGUCCCGCCCUUCCACUCCGUCGGUCCCUCGUUGCGCUACCUGUGCAUCGACCACCACACGCUCGAAGGCUGGGAGCUCGAACACUUCCCAGCCCUGCAAGUCCUCCUUUUCACCAACACUCGGACAGGUCUCCGCGUCGAGUCUAUCCUUGACACGCCCUCGUCCGACUUGCGCAUCUUAGGCUUCAAGGCUCCGACUUACCUCCGCAGCAACCACUUUCCGCGUCUUCCUCCAAAACUGACGCAUCUCGCGAUUAUCGACACGUCGAUUCGCUUCAGCGCCGAAUUCUACUUUCAGCAGGCGGACUUGCGCGAGUGCUCGAAUCUGAGGACCUUCACGUUGGGCAUCUGCCCUUCCUCGGACCUCCAAUUGCCUCGUCUGCACGAGCAGUGCAUCGCAACCGAUGUGACGGCAGACACGAGCAUCUGCGGGGACCUCGGACCUCUCGAGGCUUUCGAUCUGGAGGAAUGGGCGCUCCGUGUGGGCGCAUGA
Messenger RNA from Rhodotorula toruloides NP11, 924 nucleotides. RefSeq lists its product as uncharacterized. NCBI's taxonomy places the organism in Eukaryota, Fungi, Basidiomycota, Microbotryomycetes, Sporidiobolales, Sporidiobolaceae. The record is from RefSeq and is a predicted model, not a curated record. The transcript is spliced from 2 exons. Bases 1 to 924 code for a protein of 307 amino acids.